Dictyostelium purpureum is the source of this 237-nucleotide messenger RNA. RefSeq lists its product as uncharacterized. The transcript is spliced from 3 exons. The record is from RefSeq and is a predicted model, not a curated record. Bases 1 to 237 code for a protein of 78 amino acids. Lineage: Eukaryota; Evosea; Eumycetozoa; Dictyosteliales; Dictyosteliaceae.
AUGGAUAAUCAAGAGCCAACAAAUCAAACUGUCAUUCGGGUACAACCACUUCGACAAGCUCAACAAGCUCAACAAGAUUAUCAAGAAAAUCAAGUACAACAAGUACAACAAAUUCAAAAAGGUACAACUAGUCCAAAAACAGGUACAACCAACUCAAAUACAGUUGAUUAUAUUGAAAUAUUGAAACUUAGUUAUAAUAAUAUUGUUGUUACCAAUGAUUAUUAUUAUUUAGAUUAA